UAUACCGAUGACAAGGUACUAAAGAGGUCAAUGCUUGUUCUAUAUUUUUCAGUGUUUGCCGAUGCUGUGAAUGGCACAAUGUGAGUUGAGCGAAAGAUACGGCUGGCGGCCUUUUCAAAUUUAUGUAAGGCUAUWGUUUAAGUGUUCUGCUAUUAUGUCUAACGUAUUUACUKUCGGUACGAUUGCAUAUUUUUCUUCAAAAAGUCUUCAACCGAACUAUCCAAUCAUGGUGCUACCGCCUGGUGAGUGUAUAAUUGUAUUUAUAGCGGUUUUGAGUUCCCUCAUCCUUAUGGCAUCACCUUAUUAUCACCGUGCUUUUUUUWAUUCUAAAUAGAUCACCCAGAGGUCCACAAGGACAGUUUCCCAAGUACGGCUCCGUUCGGCUUCAAUGCAGCGACAUAUUUUCUCCCCAUGUCRUUCUUAUUAGGUCUCGCUUUCGCCUCCAUCUCAAUUGGAUCCUUGUCGGAUCGAUUCGGACGCAAGCCGUUGAUGUUGGUUUGUCUUUAUGGUAGCGUUUUCCUUACUGGAAUUAUGUAUUACACGAGAAAAAGCUUCUGGGCAUUCUGCGGCGCGUCCUUCGCAAAUGGAUUGGUGUCCGCAACAGUUCCAGUGGCUCUGGCCUACGUGAGUGAUGUCUUCCCGGAACGAGAAAAAAAGGAAAAGGAAAUUGGUUUGGUCAUUGGCAUAAGGUGAGGAAUCUAUCACACUCACGCAAAGAAAAUAUUAUCAUCAGC
This is a messenger RNA of Pseudo-nitzschia multistriata, 734 nucleotides long. NCBI's taxonomy places the organism in Eukaryota, Bacillariophyta, Bacillariophyceae, Bacillariales, Bacillariaceae. The record is from the annotation of a GenBank genome assembly.